AUGCUUGUCUUUUUGUAUAAUUUUAGUAACACAUUGGUUCACGAUCCGGUAAUUAAAGGAAAUCUUGCCACUCGUCCCAUUUCGAGGUCUUCAAAAAAGCAUCUCUCUUCAUUGUCAUUUUCUAAAGGAAUAUUAGAAGCUAGUGAGGAGGAUGAAGAUAAUCAAGUCGAAGAAAAUGUGCGACUUUCUUCACUUUCUAGUGUCAUGGAGGCCACUGGAAAUGGAUCUAAUGUCGAUGCAACACAUUUUAUCGUAAACGAUGGAAUUGUCAAUAAUUUUACAUUAUCGCAUAUACCUACCUACUCCAAUCAAAGCUCUCACUCUCAGAUUAUCCAGAUGCCUUCUGCUUCCAUUAGUCCUGAAUCUGGGAAUAUUGUCCAAGAUACCGAAUCUGAUUCUUUGAUAGUAACUGAAAAGCCAUCAACGACUGUCAGUGACUUUGCCCCACUGCAUGAUGAUAUCGAUAUUUCUGUCAACUCCGGCUUCCUUCAACCACUUAAGUCUAAUCCACUUUCCUCUGAGCUGACGAUACCUGCUGCUAUAUCUACUGCUCCUAUUCAGUCUACCUCUCAACUUUCUUCAUCCCUCAGCAUGCAACGUCAGCUUGAGUACACUUGGCGCAUUGAUCUCAGCCGGACACAACCAUUCUGGCAGGACUGGUUCUCGGGAUUAUCUCGCCUCUUUCUUUCCGUUCCUGAGCCAAAACUCUUGCUAUUAGCUGGAGUGGAUCGUUUAGACAAGGAUUUAACGAUUGGGCAAAUGCAGGAUUAUUUGACACAUCUUAUGGAUAUUUCAUUCGGGAAUCAGCAUGAAAAUUGA
Messenger RNA from Protopolystoma xenopodis, 819 nucleotides. NCBI's taxonomy places the organism in Eukaryota, Metazoa, Platyhelminthes, Monogenea, Polystomatidea, Polystomatidae. The record is from the annotation of a GenBank genome assembly.